AAUCGUUAAUGUGAUCCUUUAUAUAAACCCCUCUCUACAUGCAAAACCAGUCACACCAAUAUAUUCCCAUCUCAAUCUAAGUCAAAUUAGCAACAAAUUAACAAACAUGGCAAAGGUAGCCUCCAUUGAUGUGAUCCUAACAAUCUGGUGCUUGCUUAUGUCCACGUUAAACGUGUACGCCAGAAAGGAAGGCACAGACUUCUGCCGCCGAUUCUACCUCGGCACACAGGAGGUGGUGAAUUUCCGCGUUUUCGUCCAAGAUCUCGGAGUGAACGCCGUCAACACCACCACAUACGACGUGGCACAGGCCUCCAUCAGCGCCACCUCGCCGACCGGCUUCGGCAAAGUCCGCGUCAUCGACGACCUGGUUACGGCCGGGCCGGACAGCAACUCGGAGGCGCUCGGCCGCCUCCAGGGGCUCCUCACGAGGGCCGACCUCACGACGCUGGCCAUCGCGGUCAACCUCAACUUCUACUUCUCAGCGGGACCGUAUGCGGGCAGCACGCUCAGCAUUCUCGGCCGGAACCAAUUUGCCCUCGCCGAGCGGGAGCUCGUGGUCGCCGGCGGCACCGGCGUCUUCCGAUUUGCUCGUGGUUACGCAAUUCAAAAGACUAAUGCUACUGGAACAAACCGAUCGGUGUUGGACUACGACAUCUACACUACCACCUACACAGCUACAACAAUUAAUCAAAUUUGAUGAAAUGCGAGGGAAUUAGUUAUGAAGUUGACUUAGAUAAAUUGUGGAAUAAAUUGUAUUUUAUAUCUUUGUUACAUUUUCAUGUUAGUGUUUAAGGCUUCAUUUCUUUGUUACCUUUUUACCUUUUUUGUAAUGCUAUUGUUGAUUUUUUCUUCAAAAAAAAUAUUUCAAUUUACAUAACACGUCAGAAAUAAGGAGCACAUACUGAGGAAAAUGAAAAGUUUAAAUUAAAUCAAGAUGGG
Molecule: messenger RNA, 939 nt
Organism: Salvia miltiorrhiza (redroot sage)
Lineage: Eukaryota; Viridiplantae; Streptophyta; Magnoliopsida; Lamiales; Lamiaceae
Product: dirigent protein 11-like
Exons: 1
Coding region: 107-697 (196 amino acids)
Source: RefSeq, a predicted model, not a curated record